AUGGGGAUGGCGAUGGAGGCGGCGCGGGGCGACGGGGCCGGGCCGGCGGCGGCCCGCGGGUCCGGCCGAAAGCGGCGGUGGAGGCCCGUCCUGCUGCGCAGCGUUGUCGGCAGCAUCCAGGAGGGACGAGGAUUUGCAUUUCGGAGGAAACAAAAGAUUGAACGACAGUACAGGAAAUUAUUGAAGAAGAGAAAACAAGUGCAUUCACAGCAGGAUGAUCAGUUUACUGAUACCUAUCCAGAGCACUUGAAGCAUCUUUACCUUGCAGAGGAAGAAAAGCUUAGGAAGCGGCGCAGGACUCCAGGUGAUUCGGUGUCAUCAGAAGAAAAGCUUAAUAAAGCAGCAGAGUCAGUUGUGACUCAAGAGAAGUUUAAAAAUAAAACUUCCAAUCAGAAGGCAAAAGAAGAGUAUGAGAAAAUAAAGGCUGAGCAUGCUAGAAAGAAAGAGGAAGCAGAAAAAAGAAAACAACAAAAAGAAGAAGCUCAACGUUUGUACAAGAAAAAGAAAAUGGAAGCUUAUAAAAUAUUGAGUAAGAAGACCAAGAAAGGACAGCCAAAUCUAAAUUUACAAGUAGAAUUUCUUCUUCAGAAAAUACAGCAAAAUACAUAACCCCUGCAUAUAUUUAAGUUAGCUGUGGACAUUUUAUAAAUUACUUUCAAUAAAUUUUUUUUGCUUCCAUA
Messenger RNA from Oenanthe melanoleuca, 680 nucleotides. It is a transcript of the gene CCDC59, whose product is annotated as coiled-coil domain containing 59. Bases 1 to 609 code for a protein of 202 amino acids. Lineage: Eukaryota; Metazoa; Chordata; Aves; Passeriformes; Muscicapidae. Gene Ontology annotation, cellular component: nucleus. The transcript has 4 exons. The record is from RefSeq and is a predicted model, not a curated record.